AUGGAGAAGCUCAGCGACGACUUGAAUCUGUCUUUCUUACUCGAGCAUGAACGAGACAUGAUCCUCAAAGUGCUGCAGAAAGAUGAGAAGCUGAGGAAGCGAGAGGAGAAACGCAUACGAAAGCUGAAGAACGAGCUGCUGGAGAUCAAGCGUAAAGGCUCUCAAAGGCCUCGGGAUGGGGGGGAGCGACAGUGCGGACGCUGCCUCAAGAACCUGGGGCUGAUUUUUGACCGAGGAGAACUCUGCGAGGAGUGCCAGCUGCGGGUCUGCAACGACUGCCGCAGCGCUGCCCCCUCUGGACGCCAGUGGAGGUGCAGCGUGUGCGCCAAGAUGCUAGAGCUGAAAGUGGUGACGGGAGAGUGGUUCAUGGAGGAGAGGUCGAAACGCUUUGACGAGGGGCUUUUGAGCAGCGAUGUGAUAAAGCAGAACAUUCUCAGCAGCCCCGCCGUUGCAGACAAAAGGUCCACCGAAACUUCUCCGGGCUCCACUGAAACGGAGAGGUCUGAGACGCCCAAGUCGACCAAAUCGUCCAAAUCUGCCAAAAGUGCAGUGCGUCAUGUUGUGGACGGGGUCAGAAGGAAAGGUAAGAUGAAGAUGGAUAAACGGGGCAGUCGGCCAAACCAAAAGCCCGAGAACGGAGUGGACGGCGUGAGUCUGAAAUCUGCCUCAGAAGGAGACGCUCGCAGUCUGCACAGCACUCGCUCUGCUCCCACUCCUCGCUCCAGAGGCAGCGUGGUGGCCUUGGAGUCUUCGGGAACACCAACAAUACUGAACAACCUUCGCUCACAAACUCCGGACCGAACAUCCACGCCCGGCAGUGACGUGCGGAGGGUCAGGCCCGACGGAGCGGAGAGCGUGGCCAGCGUUCACUCCAACGACAGCGCCUGCCCAAAGAAAGCAGAGGCCAAUCACUGCGCAGAUCCAGACGCCCCCGCCAUCUCCGUGUCCAGGGCGUCUGUGUCUUCAGAUCACAGUCGCUCUGAGAUGGACCUGUCGGCUCCAGCCUCUGAACCCAGUGAGGACGCCUUCAGCCUGAGAAGCCGCUCCAUCCCUGGGCUCAACGAUACCGAGUUUUCUGACGAGGAAGAGGACAUAGACGCUCUGAUGUCGGCUCACAGCGGCGCCACCGGACAUCGUCUCAGCAACACGUUGUCCACGUCUUCCACCCCGGCCUCAGAGCGACGCUGGAGCUAUCUCAAUGUCCCAGACUCGGACGCUGAGACUAGCAGUAUCAAUAGCAUGAUGAGCAUGUACAGUGAGACCGGUGACUAUGGCAACGCCCGGGUGAGCGGCGAGAUCCUGCUCCACAUGAGCUACAGCUACAAGACCGGAGCGCUGAAUGUGAUGGUGAAGGAGUGCCACAACCUGGCAACCGGAGACGACCGGCGGCAGCGCACCGACCCAUAUGUCAAAACCUACCUUCUCCCUGACACGUCCCGUCAGAGCAAGAGAAAAACCUCGAUCAAAGCCAACACCAUAAACCCCGUCUACAAUGAAAACCUUCGGUACGUCAUCAGCCACUCGCAGCUGGAGACCCGGACUUUGCAGGUCUCCGUCUGGCACCACGACCGCUUUGGGCACAACAGCUUUCUGGGUGAAGUGGAGUUAUCCUUUGAUUCCUGGGAGUUCGACACCCAGAUAGAGGAGUGGUACUCGCUCCAGCCCAGGAUGGAGAACUGCAUAGACGCCACAAUGCAGUACAAAGGGGAGCUGACGGUGGUUUUGAAGUACAUUCCGGCGGAGAAGAAUCUUGCGCUGCCUCUGGAUCAAGUGCAACAGGGUUCGGGACGAUACGGAGAUGACGAAGAUUUCUAUUCUCACAGAUAUAAAGGGACGCCAUGGUGCGCUCCGAUCAAAGUGAAGCACGGCGAUGUGCGCUGCCGCACUCCGCGAGGAGAACACUACAAGAACGUGAUGGGGACGCGCUGCAAGAUCCACUGUAAGAGAGGAUACGAAGUCAUGAGCCCAGAGGUGGUGUGCAUGGCCAGCAAGCACUGGUCCUCCAACUACGCCUGCAGCGAGGUCAGAUGUCCAAAGGUGGAAAUGCCCAUCAAUGGUGGCUACAAAUGCUCUGGAGGCUCCUACUUCAACUCUCGCUGUGAGUUUUUCUGUUCGGUGGGAUUCACCCUGAAGGGACAGAAGAUAACCACCUGCCAGCACACCAAGACGUGGAGCUCCGCGGCGCCCACAUGUGUCGAUAUUGAUCCUCCCAAAAUCAAAUGUCCCACCAUUAAAGAUAAGUGGGCGGAGCCUGGAAAGCUGACAGCGCGGGUGUCCUGGGACACUCCGGAGGGCAUGGACACUGCAGAUGGUGUCUUGACAGAUGUUGAGUUUAAAGGGAGGCCCCCAAAAUCUGACUUUCCAGAAGGACUCCACAAAAUGUCAUACACUGUGUUUGAUCGAGCGGGAAACAAGGGCAGCUGUCGCUUCACUGUCAGAGUGAGAGUGCGCCGCUGCAGCCCACUGUUCCCUCCAGACAACGGCCACAUGAAGUGUGACAGCGACAAAGACAACUACGGAGCCAGCUGUGACUUCAAAUGCAGCGGGGGCUUUGAUCUCCAGGGCAGCGCCGCCAGAGUCUGCCAGUACGGCCUCACCUGGUCGGGCUCAGACACCACCUGCACACCGAUGAACAUAAACGUUGGCGUGCGCUCGGCAGCUGCUCUCCUGGACCAGUUUUACGAAAAGAGGCGUCUGCUCAUCAUUUCUGCCCCUACAGCUGCAAACCACAACUACCGCUUCCAGAUGACUAACCUGCAGCCUGCACAGUGCGGCCUGGACCUGAGGCAUGUGACGGUGAUCGAACUCGUGGGGACGUAUCCGGCUCAGAUCGGGCGAAUCCGACACAGACUGCUGACCCCAGGACUGGCCCUUCAGCUCAGGCUCCUGCUGCGCAUCCCCCAGCGCUCCUUCCAAAUGCUGCUGAUGGACAAGCAGGGCAUGGACAAACAGCGCUACCCGUUCCCCGUCACCGCGGCCGAGCUCUUCACCACCAUCGACACCUUCCCACUGCGCAAAGACGAGAUGGUGCUUCAGCAGGAGGCGGGACAGAGCUGCCAAUCAUAG
Knipowitschia caucasica is the source of this 3066-nucleotide messenger RNA. Lineage: Eukaryota; Metazoa; Chordata; Actinopteri; Gobiiformes; Gobiidae. The record is from the annotation of a GenBank genome assembly.